ACACACACACACACACACACGCACACACGCUUGCUCGCUGUGUCUGAUCAAAAGGGAGAGAGGGGAGGAUGAUGAGGAAGAAGCAGUGAAGGAGAGAUCAGGGAAUAAAGGGGGGGUCUUAUUUUUGCUCGGAGCGGAAAAGGCGUCACAGAGGAAGAGAAAGAGGGGGGGCAUCACGCAGAGAGAGAGAGCGAGAUAGAGAGAGGGAGAGAGAGAGAGAGAGAGGGAGGCGACAGGCAGCAGCUCGUAAACACGACCGAAACACGGGAGAAAAGCACCGAUCGAACCGAGCCCCUCCAUCUCUAACGUCUCCAUCUCCAUCCCUUUGACGCACGACGCGUUUCCGCUUUCUGUCGCGGUCGGAUUGAAGGGAGGAGGAGGAGGAGGAGGGAGAGAGAGGAGGAGAGACAUCCCACUGCAGGUCCCGAUCCUGGGGGUGAAACAGCACCGUGCAGACCCUCUGCUGGUCCUCAAAACACACCGCGAGGACACCGAAAAGACCCCGAAAAGACCCCGAAAAGACCCCCGGCAUCACCAGCAUUAUGGCUUAGCGGCAGAAACACGAGCAGAAACACGAGCAGCUCCACCCGGAUCCUCCACCAUGAACCUCUGAAAGACAUCCGACACAGGCACAGAUGGGAAGCAGUAGCUGAAGCUCCGUCCGGUGACAUGUUGGAGUAAUUUCUGCAGACAUGUCGUGGCUUAAAGCCGCUCAGAGAUCACCAUGCCUGCGGUCACUCUGUGUGAUGAAAAUGCGGCGGCACAGGGUGUUCUUGCUGUGCACGGUGGGGCUGUGCGUCAUCUCCUUCCUGCAUUACUACAAGGCCCUCCAUUACGUGUCCCUGCUGCGAGAGCUCUCCGCCCCCUACCCCAACAUCAAGUCCUUCAUCAUGGUCACCGGCUUCUUCUGGAGGGAGAAGGGCGUGGGCAGCACCCCGAUUAGCCCCGCCUCCCCAGAAGAGGCCCCGCCCCUUCCCAUCCUCCGCCAAUCGGACACCAAAGCCAGAGCGGUGGCGGGCGAUGGAGGAGUUGGAGGACUGGGGAUCGGGGGGGUCGUGCUGGGAGGAGAUGGGAUCGUUGGUAAUGCAGGGCUGGAGGUGAGGUUGAGGGACGAGCCGGCACCCCCUCACCCCUGGGAGAAACCAGAAGAGAACCAGCGGGGGGACAAUCCCAUUGAUGAGAGAGCUGAAGACCACUUGAAACCCAGAAACCCGAGUCACCCUGCAGGCCCUGACCUCCCGGAGAACAUCCUGGUGGGUAAACAGCACAAGGACAGAAAACGGAUGCCCGACCCCUUAAAAUUAUUGGGAGACCUCCACACCCGCAAUCACCAGCUCCUCAAUGACAGAACAGCUUUCUUUGUCCGAACCAAAGCCGGAGCCUUUUGUUUUAGGCAGGGAACAGAGGUGGCUACCCAAAAGGAAUACUCUGGGAAAACUGGGGGGGUUGUGGCUAACGGAGCAGGGGAAGGUCAUCGAAAUGCUGGGCAAAGGAAGCCUCUGGAGGUCCAGCAGCAGCCCUCCAUGAAUCCUAAAGCAAAGACCAGAGCCAGAGGGAAUGGGAAGCGUCUGGUGAAGUGCGUGUGUCGGCCGGGGUGGCACGGGCCGUACUGCGGGGUUCCCACCAUGGUGUACCACUCCAACCUGCCCACCAAGGAGCGGCUGACGCCCAGAGAAACCCCGCGGAGGGUCAUCAACGCCAUCAACGUGAACCACGAGUUCGACCUGCUGCACGUACGCUUUCACGAGCUCUCACAGGCAGUCGAUCUCUUCCUCGUCUGUGAAUCCAACUUCACUGCAUACGGAGAGAAACGGCCUCUGAGUUUCCUGCGGCUCCUGCUCAACGGUACGUACGACUACAUCCGUCACAAGAUCCUGUACGUGUUCCUCGAUCACUUCCCAGAAGGCGGUCGGCAGGACGGCUGGAUCGCGGACGACUACCUGCGAACCUACCUGACGCACAACGGCUUGUCCAGGGUGUCGGGUUUAAGAUCGGACGACGUCUUCGUCAUCAACGACGCAGAUGAGAUCCCAGCACGAGAGGGCCUCCUCUUCCUCAAGCUGUUCGAUGGCUGGACGGAGCCUUUCGCCAUCCAUAUGCGCAAGUCGCUGUAUGGAUUUUUCUGGAAGCAGUUUGGCUCUCUGGAGGUGGUGUCCGGCUGCACGGUGGGCAUGCUCCGAGACGUCUACGAUGGCGACGGUAUCAAGCUCCGGCGCCGCGAGUACUACACCAUGCCGGGUUUCCGCAAGUACGAGAACGACACGGGCCACAUCCUGGUGCAGUGGUCGGUGGGAAGCCCCUUCCACUUCGCCGGCUGGCACUGCUCCUGGUGCUUCAGGCCCGAGGGCAUCUUUUUCAAGCUGGUGUCGGCUCAGAACGGAGACUUCCCGCGGUGGGGGGACUACGAGGACAAACGGGACCUCAACUACAUCCGGGAUCUGAUCCGGACGGGGGGCUGGUUCGAUGGCUCCCUUCAGGAAUAUCCCCCUGUGGACGCCAAAGAGCACAUGUACGCGCCAAAGUAUAUGCUGGAGCACUAUGAACGGUACCGCUACCUCCUGGAGAACCCUUACAGCAAAGCGUCCGACGGCUAGGAGUUCUGCAAGGAUAGAAUAUGUGACGUUACUAGUAGGACCCGAAUGAGGCCUCGGCACUGAGUUUUGGGGGGCGAAACGGUACUGAAGAACUACAUCUCUCAUUGGAGGGAUACUACAUGAAUCACCAGGCAGCACUGAUGUUGCAAUCUCUUAAAAAUAUUAUUUUGGGGUGAAAAAAGGGAUCACUGAACCGCAUCGUCCUUGGAUUCACAGAGAGGUCUCUUGAGAGGAUACAACCACUGGAUAAAACACAUCAUAGAUUUCCUCAUCCCUCCCUUUUUUGGGGGAGGAGCCAAGCUGUCUCUCUUUCUGUCACCCUGUCCUCUCUUUCUUCCUCCGAGCUGAUUGGUCGUUUGGAAGUAAAGAGAGGUGUAUUACAGAGCCGAGUGGAGACACUUGGAAUUGGGGAAUUGUUUUUUUUCUGUCUGUGUUUACUAAAGUUUACGGCUGAUGUUCCCACUUCUUUCUCCCACUUCAGACGUCUUCCUGUCAUAUUUGGUGACCUCCUUCUACAAACAGACAUGUUUUACGUUAUUCUUUGGUCUCAGUAGAUAAGUAUAAAUCCCAUCACACCCCGCUGGAGAACCCACUGCCAAACGACAGGAAUGAAUCGAUGGGAAUGUCUCAAUGUCCUCAUGCACCUUGUGUGUUUGAAAGUGUGUGUGUGUGUGUGUGGUCUACUUUUGUGUCAUACUGCGUGGUAUACCGCCUGUGAACGAGGGGGGGGGAGAUGGGGAGGCAGGAGGCGGGAAAGCAAGUAAUGAGCGGCGAUGAAAGGGAAAGAAAAGGAGGCUCUCUCUCGACGCUUUCCCACAGUAUCUGCUGACGCACCAGUGUGGCAGGGAUGAGUGAUCUGAAUGUGUGUGUGUGUGUACGCUCUGAAUAAAUCAUACCCCGUCGAUGGCAUAUGAGACGGAUGAAACUCGCCGUCAUUGUUUGUCCGAUGAGAGGAAUCGAGAAAGACAAGAUGACCCUUCAGCAUUCGUCUUUCUGCGACUGCGAUGACUUAGUUCCCUUGGAAACUAAAGCGGAGUGUGUGAGAGACGGGCUGGGUGUUUAGAGAUAAGUGGGUGGGUGCUCUUCGGGCGGCGUUCAUACGAGGUCAACACCGACCGAGAAUCCCCUUAGUUUGAUAUUCCUCUCUCUGCUCGACGCCCACUCUCUGAAACAGACACUUCCUUUCUGUGUUCGUGCUGCUAAGUGUCCUCUUUCUUCUUCCUCUAGUGUUGGUUUCCUCCUGAUCCCAUAACAAGGCCCCUUUUCUCUUCAAUUCAGUUAUUACAUUACAUGUCAUUAAGCGGACACUUUUAUCCCAAGCUACUUACUUGCACUUCAAUACUGUACACUCCCGGUGCUAUUUUAGACUCUUUGAACUGCUGUGUAUUGAACCACUGACCCUCCGAUAGGUAGACACACAUUUACCCCCUGAGCCACAGCCAAUCUCUCUCUCUCUACAUUUGUGACCCGGCCAUUGAAAUCAGGCAGAUGUCGCUCCGGUGCAUUUGCGAGAUAGUUGUGGAUUUAUGUUUGAAAGUUGUGUUUUGGUCCUUAUUAGGGUUAGGGUUAGGGUUAGGGUUAGGUUAGGGUUAGGGUUAUGUUAGGGUUAGGUUUCGGUUAGGGUUAGGGUUAGGUU
This is a messenger RNA of Trematomus bernacchii (emerald rockcod), 4230 nucleotides long. It is a transcript of the gene mgat3b, whose product is annotated as beta-1,4-mannosyl-glycoprotein 4-beta-N-acetylglucosaminyltransferase b. Bases 693 to 2594 code for a protein of 633 amino acids. Gene Ontology annotation, cellular component: membrane. Lineage: Eukaryota; Metazoa; Chordata; Actinopteri; Perciformes; Nototheniidae. Gene Ontology annotation, biological process: N-acetylglucosamine metabolic process; protein N-linked glycosylation. Gene Ontology annotation, molecular function: beta-1,4-mannosylglycoprotein 4-beta-N-acetylglucosaminyltransferase activity. The record is from RefSeq and is a predicted model, not a curated record. The transcript has 6 exons.